This is a messenger RNA of Rhizopus microsporus ATCC 52813, 1314 nucleotides long. RefSeq lists its product as uncharacterized. Bases 1 to 1314 code for a protein of 437 amino acids. NCBI's taxonomy places the organism in Eukaryota, Fungi, Mucoromycota, Mucoromycetes, Mucorales, Rhizopodaceae. The record is from RefSeq and is a predicted model, not a curated record. The transcript has 2 exons.
AUGUCUUUUAAAGCCAAACAACGAGCUAAACACGGUCAUUUGUUUGGUGAUGGCAAGUAUCCUUUAAAUGCGGCACUAGUUAGCAGCACAGAUGACCCUCUUUUUGCACCUACCAAGAGCAGCCAAAGUACAAGGACAAGCUCACCAGUGAAAGUAGACCCAUUAUCACGCAAUGAUAUAGACUCUAGCAGCAGCACGCCACUCUUUUCUCGCCGUACAAAAGCAGACAGUAUAUUUGGAGACAUUGAUGUUUCAAAACUCGGUAGGCGAUCUCCAAAUUCUCUAAGGUCAAACAAACCACUUGAAGAAGACGAGGACUUGUUUGGUGGGAUGAGAAGAGCUCCUAAAAAGCCUCCCUCGAUAGAAAGUAAUGGCAAUUCUAUGCGAAAGCAACAACCAGUGAAAAUAACAACAACAACAACAAAACCUCUUGUCCAGCCUUCAUCACCCGUUAAAGUAUCAACAAAUCCACCAUCCCCUGCCAAAACUCCUACGCCACCUACGCCACCUACGCCCAUAAAGCCUUCUGUAGAAGAUACCAAAUCAUCUUCAUUUUUUGCCUCUGCUAGUCGAUUCUUCAAGUCAUCAAGCAGUACAAAGCCUUCUGCUUCGACCUCCACAUCCUCCUCUGUUUCGAGUGAUAUACAAAAUCAGCCAGUAUCUCCGUCUGUAACACUACCAUCACCAUCAUCAGUGGACAAAACUGUAGCAUCUGUUCAACAACAACAACAACAACAAACAGAGCCACCUCAGCUGCAGGUGGUAAAUAGACAAGUAGAAGAAGAAGAAGAAGAAGAAGAAAAUGAUACCAAUGAUGCAACUCCAGUGAUCGAAGAUGAGGCUACACGAGCAUUUGCAGAUGAAACCAUAUCUUUCUCGACACAUGCCAUCAACUAUACAACCAGCUUAACACCAGAUUUAUUAAUAGACGGGAUAGAUUCACUUAAAGUACGUACACCACUAUCGCCUUCUGUAAGUUCACCUACACACACUACUACUACUGCAGGCGGCGUAGAGCUAGAUCCUUGGGCAUUAUCUAUCUCAUUAGAACCUUCCGUAAGCUCACCUAUAACUAGAGUUCCUGUCCAAGAGAUUGAACCACAAAAGAGAAGAGUAUUUGCAGAUUUGAUCACAAGUUGGAACACAGGACAGAUACAUCGAGAGAGAGAAGAGGUGGAUCCUGAUCAAUUCUUUCAUCACAUCGCAGAGGAACAAAGAGAUGUUGGAUUCGCAGGCAUUAGCAAUGAUUCGCCUAUCAAAACUGUCCCGACAAGUGUAAAUAUUUGGGAAGAGGUAGAAAAUCCUUGGAGCUAA